CCCCUUAGCGCGGCGUGGCGCGGUCCGGCGAUGUGGCGCGGAGCUGCGUUGCGUGCGGUGCGGGGUACCGGGAGUUCCCGGGCCGCUUCGGGGGCGGCGGCAGCGCAGCUCCGGCGGUGGCUGGAGGGAGAGCUAGAGGGGAUCCGCGGUGCCGGCACCUGGAAGAGCGAGAGAAUCAUCGCCUCCCGCCAGGGCCCGCAUCUCCGGCUUGCGGGUGGCGGAGCCGGGAUCCUCAACUUCUGCGCCAACAACUACCUGGGACUUUCCAGCCACCCGCAGGUGAUCCGUGCCGCCGUGCAGGCCCUGGAGGAGUUUGGUGCUGGGCUCAGCUCUGUUCGCUUCAUCUGUGGCACGCAGAGCAUACACAAGGACUUGGAGGAGAAAAUCGCACGCUUCCACCAGCGGGAGGAUGCCAUUCUCUAUGCUAGCUGCUUCGAUGCCAAUGCUGGCAUCUUUGAGGCUCUACUGACCCCAGAGGAUGCGGUGCUGUCGGAUGAGCUGAACCAUGCCUCCAUCAUCGAUGGGAUCCGCCUCUGUAAGGCCAACAAGUACCGCUACAAGCAUAUGGACAUGCAUGACUUGGAGGCCAAACUGCAGGACGCACAGAAACACCGCCUACGGCUGGUGGCCACUGACGGUGCCUUCUCCAUGGAUGGUGACAUCGCACCCCUGCGGGAGAUCUGCCAGCUGGCCCAGAAGUACGAUGCCUUAGUCUUCAUCGACGAGUGCCAUGCCACGGGCUUCCUGGGUCCCAAUGGCCGGGGUACCGAUGAGCUCCUGGGAGUGAUGGACAAGGUCACCAUCGUCAACUCUACCCUGGGAAAAGCUCUUGGAGGAGCUGCAGGCGGGUACACAACAGGCCCCAAACCCCUCAUCGAUUUGCUCCGCCAGCGCUCCCGCCCCUACCUCUUCUCCAACAGCCUGCCCCCCGCUGUGGUGGGCUGUGCCUCCAAGGCCCUGGACCUGCUCAUGGAGAGCAAUGCCAUCGCUCAGUCCAUGGCUGCCAAGACCCAACGGUUCAGGAGCAAGAUGACGGCAGCUGGCUUCACCAUCUCAGGAAAGGACCAUCCUAUCUGCCCCGUCAUGCUGGGGGAUGCCCGGCUGGCUGCGGUGAUGGCUGAGGACAUGCUGAGCAGAGGCAUUUACGUCAUUGGCUUCAGCUAUCCUGUGGUCCCCAAAGGCAAAGCCCGCAUCCGGGUCCAAAUCUCAGCUGUGCAUAGUGAUGAGGACAUCGACCGCUGUGUGGAAGCCUUCAUCGAGGUGGGACAGAAACAUGGAGCACUGCCUUGAGGGGCUGCCAGACUCAUCCCCUAGUGCCCUUCUGCCCACCACCGAGACAAGUGCCUGUGCCUGGGAGGCCUGAGUGGUACGCUGCUCAACACAGGAUACUGAGGCACUGCAGCCUGCGGGAGUCUCUCUCGCUGUUGCACUGUGCUGGCAGCAUCACCUGUAGCAUUAAAGACUUCCUGCAGUGCA
Meleagris gallopavo (turkey) is the source of this 1476-nucleotide messenger RNA. RefSeq names its product glycine C-acetyltransferase (gene GCAT). Gene Ontology annotation, molecular function: glycine C-acetyltransferase activity; pyridoxal phosphate binding. The record is from RefSeq and is a predicted model, not a curated record. Gene Ontology annotation, biological process: biosynthetic process; L-threonine catabolic process. Gene Ontology annotation, cellular component: mitochondrion. Lineage: Eukaryota; Metazoa; Chordata; Aves; Galliformes; Phasianidae.